AGAGCUCUUUGGCCCAGCGGGCCCGCGCUACCAAAGAUGUGGAACUUGUGGGUCCUGUCGCUGGCGGCGUGCGCGGCCGCAUCCACGGAGGAGCCAAUCGGAUGGCUGAUGCCAAAGGAGUUCCAGCCGGAAGGAGCCGAAGCCCCGGCGCCAAAGGUGCCGGAGGAGCGCUUGAGUGCCCCCGCGCCGGAGGGGGCGGAGAGCGAGGUGGCGGAGCAUCACGAGAUGAAGGCAGAGGAGCACGAAAAGGAGGGAGAGCACGAGCUAGAGGAGGAGUUGGAGCAUGAGGAGGAGCUGCCAGACGAUGUGACUUGGACCACCGCGUUGCUCCUCAUGGGCUUUCUGGUCAUCGGCGUGGGGCUGCUCUAUUUGGUGCAUUAUCCCGAUGAGGACAUCAGAAGAGCCAUGUGGGGCAUGGUGAACACCACGCUCUCCAUCUUUUGUGCCGCGACCUUCGACUUCUCAGUCUUCAGGUUUCUCCACUUCCAGGUGGUGCUGUCGCCCCCGCCCAGGGGCUUGGGGAUCAAGCACGAUCGCCCAGAGAUCAAGGCCACGGUUGGUUUUCUCUUUGCCGCCCUUGUGAGCGUCGUCUUGAACGUUCUCCUUUUCAAGAUCACCAACCAGCAGAUGCUCUUCGCCGUGCGCACCUUGGGUGGCCAUGUCUUUGCUUUUGCAGGCAUUUUGACCUUCGCCUUUCUGCAGGAAAGCGAAUGGUGCCGGGAUUCCGUUUGGAAGUGCGUGGGCGUAGCAGUGUUGGCGGCCCUGGUCAUGGUCCUUGCCUACCGCAUCUCUAUGGUGGUUGCCAAGGCGUAUAUAGGCGAAGAGAACUGGAAGGACCAUGACGUCAGAAUCCAGAGAGGCCAGGCCAAGGAGAUGCAGAUUGACGCCUCGGCGAUCACCGGGGGCUUUCUCCUGGUCCAAUGCCUCUGCUACUCCAUGAGCUUGGCAGAAGAGGACCAACACAAGUUCAUGCCGAUCCUUGAGGGCUAUCCCAGCGAGCACAUCGAGCAUACCACCUGGUACCUGGUGGGCACGGCAGUGGGCAUGCUGACCUUCUCAGCCGUUUGGUCCAUUUGCCUCAGAAAGCUGAAGGGGAAGAUGGGCGGCUUCAUGUUCGAGUACAUUGGCGUAAUGUCUGCCGUCACGGGAUGCUGGUGUCUGCAACGAGCCGGCCUGUAUCAGCUGUUCGAACACUUCGAAGACGGAUUGAACACCAAGCCGAUGGCCUCCAGCCGAGCGGUCAUCGUCAAUGCCUUCGUGAUGUCGGGUCUGGCAGUGGUUUGCGUGUGUUUGUUCGACAAAAUCGCUGACUGGGCGGAGCAUGGCAGCGACAGCAACAGGUCGCUGGCAAUGGAUCAGGAGGACCCCCAGGACGCGAUGUCGAUGGCGUCCUUCAUAAGCUUCCCAGGAGAUGCGGAAACGCUGUCCAAGGUGGGAGACGGCUUGAGGACCAUCAUCUCGGGUUUCGGUAUGCUGGUGGGUAUUUGCUGGGACAAGGCCUUUGAGACGGCCCACGAGACGGUGGCAGAGACGGUGCCACUCUUCCACAGCCAUCCGGUGAUCGGGACAGGACUGGUUGCUGCCGUUCUCAUCGUCUUUGUGGUGCCAGCGUGGUACUGGUAUAUCGUACCCAACGCCAUGAAGGCUGAAGAAGCUCACAAGGAGGAUAUCCUGCGCGAGAACAAGAGGGCUCGGGAGUCUCCCACGCUGACCGGGCUGUCCAGUGACGAGCAAGAGAGCCUCACCGUGGACUCCGACGAGAAAUCGCUGACAUGACCCGCUUGUCAGGGUUGCUCCUUCCGGUAAAAG
Messenger RNA from Effrenium voratum, 1809 nucleotides. NCBI's taxonomy places the organism in Eukaryota, Dinophyceae, Suessiales, Symbiodiniaceae. The record is from the annotation of a GenBank genome assembly.